CAUCCUGUGCGUGGAGGAUAAACAAUGUCUUAUUGAUCAUUGUGCUGUUAAUUUAAAGUAUAAUUAAAUGUAUAGUCCUGUUUGAGAAUGACUGUGCUUUAGAAGCACAAACAUUAAGGGUUUUGAUGUUUUAUUUUUAAUAUUUCUACUGCUGGACAUAGUAAGGGCCCAAUAAAUGUUGAACAAUUGACUGAACACACCAUUUUAGAGCAUUCAUAUCACUUCCUUUCAGCACUUACUUCCCCAAAUCUGCCCUCUGAUACCCUAAUUUCAUUCCUAAUAAACAAUCCAACUACAGUUACUUUCCCAAAUGUAAUUUUUUUGUUGUUGUUGUUCCAGGGAUCGAACUCGGGUCCUUGCACUUGCGCAGCAGGCAGCGAAACCACUGAGCUAAAUCCCCAGCCCUACAGUUACUUUCAACCACUUUCUAUUAGAAGAAUUUGUGAAUCUGGGACUACUCAAAAAUGUCUUGACUCCUGUGAUAUCAAAUGAAGCCCACAUACUAUUGACUGCUAUGCAUGUUAUCAGAAGAAUGAGCAAGUAGUAAUGGUGGGGGAAUUGAAUGAGAUUGAAAAUUCCAGAAAUGAGAAGAAACAGACUAAGACCACAAGCACCAGGUGCAUUAAAGGGGAGUCGAAUGCUUUAGGAUCAGUAUUGAUCUACCUCAGGAGUCCAAGAUUUUUGAUUUCUGCAAGCUGUGCCUUAUUGAUAUGGGGAGACCGAACGUGGCACUUUGCCAUGUGUGUGUUUCUGAUAGAAUUAUAUGGACAUAAUCUUCUCCUAACAGCGGUGUUUGGAUUAGUAGUAGCUGGAUCUGUAUUAAUAUUUGGAGUCUUAAUUGGAGAUUGGAUUGACAGGAAACCAAGAAAUAAAGUGGCUCACGCGGCGCUCUUCAUCCGGAAUGGUUCUGUCACCGCCUGCUGCGUGGUCCUGAUGCUCAUGUUUUCCUACAGAAGGGAGAUGGACCAAAUGUGGCAUGGCUGGUUCACUGUGGCCUGCUAUGCAGUGGUCAUCACCCUGGAGGCUGUGGCGAACCUGGCUGGCACAGCGCUGACCAUCACCAUUCAGAGGGACUGGAUUGUGAGCAUCACGGGGGACAACAGAGGCCAGCUGGCUGGCUGGUGUGGAGCUGUCCCAGAGCUGCAGAAGCAAUGUGGAGGCUCCCCAAGACCAUGAGUCCCGUGCAGUUUAGAUCAACUCCACCAGGGGGCCGUCUACUUAUGCUUGCACAAUCCCAGACUCUGAUAAUUCACCAUUUUGUAACAAAAAAUUGGAAUCAGAAAUUUUCAGUUUAUAAGCACAAGGUAGAUGUUGGAAAGGUGAACUUUAUGAGUCUAUAAAAUAAAAAUAAGCCUUUCAAACACAGGUGUGGCUGUUUAUCUGUUCAAAAUGUGAGCAUGGCUUUCAACCAAGCUGGCCCCAGCUUCACAGGGGUCAUGUAAUCAGCUUUCUAGGUCCUUAUUUAGUUAUCCAAAGCUCUUGGGUUCUACUUCUUUCUUCAAAGUACUUGAGAUCAUGAGGGAAAAAAAAAUUUCACCUGGCUUCAGGGAGCCUCAAAUUCAAAUGACCACUCCUGUCCUCCAUUUUGAAGUGACAUUCAAUUGCCAAAUCACUCAUUUGCCAGCUGUCUCUUGGCUGUUAGAAAGGUCUGGGCCAAACUGGCCAGAGCAACAACAUGCAAUCUAAUGGCUUGUUUUUAUAUUCCUGCUCUCUUCUUGGUUUUAUUCUAAUU
Heterocephalus glaber (naked mole-rat) is the source of this 1732-nucleotide messenger RNA. NCBI's taxonomy places the organism in Eukaryota, Metazoa, Chordata, Mammalia, Rodentia, Bathyergidae. The record is from RefSeq and is a predicted model, not a curated record.